GACAAAGGCCGACACCAACUAGCUUCGAUCCAUGCUAUAACUCUACAACAUACACAAACCCCGAAACGAGUUGAAGUUGUCGCUGCCAGAUCAUCGUCAAGAUGACGGUCCAGGACGCCGUCGACGCCUCCGAACACUACGAAAUCUACAACACCGACGACAUUCCCUCCCUCUACACCAUAAUCAUCGACACCAACCCGCGCGCCUGGGCCGCCCUCAACGAUGUCCUCCCGCUCACCAAAGCGCUCGCCAACAUCCUAAUAUUCGUCAACUCCCACUUAGCCUUCAACAAUUCCAACCAAGUAGCCCUCAUAGCAUCACACACCAACCGAGCAGUAUGGCUCUACCCAACCGCUCCCGACCAAAACCCCGACCGAAAACCGAUAAAUCCGAACGAAGACGUCGAAAUGCGCGACGUCUCCUUCACAAGUAAACAACAACCACCACCGCCCGCAAACAAAUACCCCCUCUUCGCCCAAAUAGAGCGCUCCCUCCUCUCCUCCCUGCGGUCUCUCAUAACCGCCACCACAACCGACGACAUCGCCUCCACAACCACCACGCAAAUCUCCGGCGCCCUGACCCUCGCCCUCUCGCACAUCAACAAAACCGCCCUCCUCUUCGCCCCCACAAACAACUCCACCGGCCCAACCUCCUCCUCCGGCGGCGGCGGCGGCAAGCCCUCGGUCUCCACAACCUCGGGCGCCGGCCCAGGCGGCGGCAACGCAGCCUCCCUCCCCGGCGUGGGCGGGGGCGGGCUCGCCGGUCUGCACGCCCGCAUACUAGUGGUGAGCGUAAGCGACAGCUCCCCCUCGCAGUACAUCCCGACGAUGAACGCCGUGUUCGCGGCGGCGCACGCGCGCAUUGCCAUUGACACGCUGGCGCUGCGGGGCAGCGCGACGUUCCUCCAGCAGGCGAGCUACAUCACGCGCGGCACGUUCAUCCGGGCGCAGGAGCCGAGAGGGUUGCUGCAGUACCUCAUGUUUGGGUUUGGAAGCGGGAGCGCGCCGCAGGGGUUGGCGGCGGCGGGGAAUCAGCGGUCUGGUCAGCAGCAGCAUGGGGGCAACAAGAAAGAGGAUAAGGCGAACGAGAAGGCUGUUGCGGCUAAGGGAGGGGGCAACAAGCAUGGGGGCAAGUUCCUGGGGAGUAAUGCCAGCGUGGCGGAUUUGUUGGUCACGCCUAGUGCGGACUCGGUGGAUUUCCGGGCGGCGUGUUUCUGUCAUCGGAACGUGAUUGAUACGGGGUUUGUGUGCAGUAUUUGCUUGAGCAUCUUUUGCGAGGUGCCGGAGGGCGGGGAGUGUUUGACGUGCGGGACCAAGUUGGCGUUGGGGAAUUAUGGGAGGAGGAUACCUAUGCUGCCUUCGAAAGCGGCUGCUGGAGGGGGACAACAGCUGCAGCAACAGGCUAAUGGGAAUGGAAAGGUGCAGCAGGUAUAGGAAUCGAGCACACAGAAGUCGAUUAAAUGGGUUUCAGAAACGUGGGAUAAUAUCCUUUGUCCUUGGUGGGAGAGCCUGACAGACAGAGACAGACAGAGGCACUGCAGACCAAAGACGGUCGAGACGGAGGAGGUGAAGCCUAAGUGACUGGAAAGCCUGUCAAAAUCUGACAGAAAAGGCUUGGAGAACCAUAUAUACACUCAUAGAGAGCUUUGACAUGCACAGCUAAUACACAUAUAGCUAAAGCAGCUUCUAUGGCAAACAUCAU
Messenger RNA from Neurospora tetraspora, 1701 nucleotides. Its product is annotated as transcription factor Tfb4-domain-containing protein. The transcript has a single exon. Gene Ontology annotation, biological process: regulation of DNA-templated transcription; nucleotide-excision repair. Lineage: Eukaryota; Fungi; Ascomycota; Sordariomycetes; Sordariales; Sordariaceae. Gene Ontology annotation, cellular component: transcription factor TFIIH holo complex; transcription factor TFIIH core complex. Bases 102 to 1433 code for a protein of 443 amino acids. The record is from RefSeq and is a predicted model, not a curated record.